Molecule: messenger RNA, 1659 nt
Organism: Arabidopsis thaliana (thale cress)
Lineage: Eukaryota; Viridiplantae; Streptophyta; Magnoliopsida; Brassicales; Brassicaceae
Product: Tetratricopeptide repeat (TPR)-like superfamily protein
Exons: 1
Coding region: 1-1659 (552 amino acids)
Biological process (GO): RNA modification
Molecular function (GO): RNA binding
Source: RefSeq, marked reviewed
AUGGCCUCGCAGACGCAGUUACGUUUGAUUAUCUAUGAGUUCACGAGGAAAAUUCAAACGAGAUUGAAUACCCAGAAGCUGCAUAGCUUUGUUACCAAGUCCAAACUCGCGCGCGACCCAUAUUUCGCGACGCAACUUGCCAGAUUCUAUGCGUUAAACGAUGAUCUUAUAUCUGCUCGCAAACUGUUCGACGUAUUUCCUGAGAGAAGUGUUUUCCUUUGGAACUCUAUUAUUCGAGCUUAUGCUAAAGCUCAUCAAUUUACUACUGUUUUGUCACUCUUCUCUCAAAUACUGCGUUCUGAUACAAGACCUGAUAACUUCACCUAUGCGUGCUUAGCUCGUGGCUUUUCAGAGAGUUUUGAUACAAAGGGACUGAGAUGUAUUCAUGGGAUUGCAAUUGUGUCUGGUCUUGGUUUUGAUCAAAUUUGUGGCAGUGCAAUUGUUAAAGCUUAUUCAAAAGCUGGACUUAUCGUUGAAGCAAGUAAGUUGUUUUGUUCAAUACCAGAUCCAGAUCUUGCUCUUUGGAAUGUUAUGAUUCUUGGAUAUGGAUGCUGUGGAUUUUGGGAUAAAGGAAUCAAUUUGUUUAACUUGAUGCAACAUCGAGGACACCAACCUAAUUGUUAUACAAUGGUAGCCCUAACAAGUGGUUUGAUUGAUCCUAGUUUGUUACUCGUUGCUUGGUCUGUUCAUGCAUUUUGCUUGAAAAUCAAUUUAGAUUCUCAUUCUUAUGUUGGUUGUGCUUUAGUGAACAUGUACUCGAGAUGCAUGUGCAUUGCUUCUGCUUGUAGUGUGUUUAAUAGCAUCUCUGAGCCUGAUUUAGUUGCGUGUUCUUCUUUGAUAACUGGUUAUUCGAGAUGCGGGAAUCACAAGGAGGCUUUGCAUCUGUUUGCUGAGCUGAGAAUGAGUGGUAAGAAGCCAGAUUGUGUUCUUGUGGCGAUUGUAUUGGGGUCUUGUGCUGAGUUAUCGGAUUCAGUCUCCGGAAAAGAAGUGCACAGUUAUGUUAUUCGACUAGGACUAGAACUUGAUAUAAAGGUUUGCUCUGCUCUUAUAGACAUGUACUCAAAAUGUGGGCUUCUAAAAUGCGCGAUGAGUCUUUUCGCAGGAAUUCCAGAGAAAAACAUUGUUUCUUUCAACUCCCUUAUUUUGGGUCUUGGCUUGCACGGUUUUGCUUCCACUGCGUUUGAAAAGUUCACUGAGAUCCUUGAGAUGGGAUUGAUACCGGACGAGAUCACUUUCUCUGCUCUUCUUUGUACUUGUUGCCAUUCAGGUCUUUUAAACAAAGGUCAAGAGAUCUUUGAGAGGAUGAAGAGUGAGUUUGGUAUUGAGCCGCAAACAGAGCAUUAUGUUUACAUGGUUAAGCUAAUGGGAAUGGCAGGAAAACUAGAAGAAGCAUUUGAGUUUGUAAUGUCAUUACAAAAACCAAUUGAUUCAGGAAUUUUGGGAGCACUAUUGUCAUGUUGCGAAGUUCAUGAGAACACUCAUUUGGCUGAAGUUGUAGCAGAGAAUAUACACAAGAAUGGAGAAGAGAGAAGAAGUGUUUACAAAGUGAUGCUCUCUAAUGUGUAUGCAAGAUAUGGGAGAUGGGAUGAAGUAGAAAGGCUUAGAGAUGGAAUAUCAGAAAGCUAUGGAGGGAAAUUGCCAGGCAUUAGUUGGUUUUAA